AUGGAAGGUAAAGUGGAAAAGGUUCAGCGGAAUGAACCUUUGAAUAAAAUAGAGAAUAAAAAUAGUAGCAAUACUAUUCGAUACAUAUCGUUUAAUGUCAACGGUGCUAAAACUUUAUUCAACUAUCACCCUUGGAAUCAGUUCCAACAGAAUUAUGAUCUCUUUUUUAGUCUGUUGCAAGGGGAUGUAAUAUCACUUCAAGAGUUGAAACUCUCACCAAAUAAUAUAUCAAGCGUUAAUAUUGGAAACCUAAGUAAAUUUAAGUCAUAUAUUUCGCUUCCAAAAACUAAAAAAGGCUAUAGUGGAGUUGGAUUGUUUGUACGAAUUCCAGAACCAGAAGAACCGGAAUUACUUAGGCACAAUUUGACCGUCAUAAAGGCAGAAGAGGGUCUUACAGGUUUCUUAAAUUCCGCUGAUUACCCACAAUUGCGAUACAGAGAGCUAGACAAAGAGUUACUGAUAGGAGGGUAUCCCGAAGAUAUUGAAGAAACCAAAGCAUUAAAACUAGAUAGUGAGGGUAGAUGCGUUUGUAUUGAGCUUGCUUGUAAUGUUGUGGUAUUUUCAUUGUAUUGUCCAGCAAAUUCAGUUGGCUCUGAAGAGGGCGAAUCGUAUCGACUUGAAUUCUUAAAAAUUUUACUUGAUAGAUGCUAUUAUCUAAAGCAUGCUAUGGGAAAAGAUGUUAUUAUAAUAGGUGAUAUUAAUGUGAGUCUUGACUUAAUAGAUCAUGCUGAUACAAUCAACGAGAAAGUGAAGCAAAGGUUAGUAAAACCCGUACGUAAUGGGGAGGGAAAUAAUGGUAUGGAAUUUGAAGAGAUCAACCACCAAGAAUGCUUAGACUUCAAAGCUUCAACGCCUGCCAGAAAAUUGCUUAAUUCGUAUACAAUCUCCACAUUAGAUCCAUCUCCUGUCAAUCGGUCAGAGCUUCAGUUUCUCUAUGAUACAACAAGGUAUGCACAAGGAAGAAGGAUGGGGAUGUAUACAGUUUGGAACACAUUAACUGGAGCCCGGCAAUCAAAUUAUGGGUCAAGGAUUGAUUUAAUCUUAACAAGCUCUGAUAUCUUAUUGAAAAGCAUUUCAAAGGCCAAUAUUUGGCCAUAUAUAAUGGGUUCUGAUCAUUGUCCGACCUUUACUGAUUUUGACAUUACAGACUCGAAACCUUUAGAAAUAGAAACACCAAUUAAACUUAAAUUUGAAGCCAGACUAUUUUAUAAAUUAGUCAAACACCGUGAUAUUUCUCAAAUGUUUAGCGUUAGUCAGUCGAAAAAUAAAAGAUUAGAAACUGAUAGUGACUCUUCAUCAAAAAAGAGGAAGUUAGAAUAUGUGACUAGAAAAACAACACCGACUCCUAAAAAUCAGCAAACAUCAAUAGGAAACUUUUUCUUUAAGGAGAAUAUGACUUCAUCUAAUUUAGAAAAUGAUCCUGCCUCACAAUCUGAGACUAAGCCUGUUGAUAAACCUAUAAAGGAGUCUACAAAUAUGAAACCUACAUCGAUAAUAUCGAUAUCAAACUUAAUUCACGGCGAAGCUCCUAAAUGCUAUCAUGGUGAUAUGUGCAAGUUGAAAACAAGUUUGCUGAACACCAAAACUCGAGGAAAGAAGUUCUGGUGCUGUCCAAGAAAUACUUUUGCUGACGCUGGAAAUGAUAAUGGUUCUAAAAUAGGAGAACACCAAUGUUCAUUUUUUAAAUGGGUUAAAUAA
Molecule: messenger RNA, 1698 nt
Organism: Debaryomyces fabryi
Lineage: Eukaryota; Fungi; Ascomycota; Pichiomycetes; Serinales; Debaryomycetaceae
Gene: APN2
Product: DNA-(apurinic or apyrimidinic site) lyase
Exons: 1
Coding region: 1-1698 (565 amino acids)
Biological process (GO): base-excision repair
Cellular component (GO): nucleus
Molecular function (GO): DNA binding; phosphoric diester hydrolase activity; double-stranded DNA 3'-5' DNA exonuclease activity
Source: RefSeq, a predicted model, not a curated record